Oncorhynchus keta (chum salmon) is the source of this 1435-nucleotide messenger RNA. Its product is annotated as sodium-dependent lysophosphatidylcholine symporter 1-B-like. Gene Ontology annotation, biological process: carbohydrate transport. The record is from RefSeq and is a predicted model, not a curated record. Gene Ontology annotation, cellular component: membrane. The coding region runs from base 17 to 1096 and encodes 359 amino acids. NCBI's taxonomy places the organism in Eukaryota, Metazoa, Chordata, Actinopteri, Salmoniformes, Salmonidae. Gene Ontology annotation, molecular function: lysophospholipid:sodium symporter activity. The transcript has 9 exons.
GGUUUGUGUCAUCUGUAUGCUCCUCUCGUCCCAAUCAGGAAUGACGGUGGAGGUUCUGGGUACUGUGAUUGGCACAGCCGUCCAGGGUCAGAUUGUGGGCAUGGCCAACCCCCCCUGUAUCCCUGUAGCCCCCGGCGACAAUGUAACAACAGAGGGCCUGAACUCCUCCCUGCUGCUGGGACAGGAAGUUAACACCACGGUCUUCUCUCCCGGUAUCACCCUGGACCAGACGAAAACAGCCUACAUGAUAGCUUCCGGCGCCAUCUGUUCCAUCUACGUGCUCUGUGCCGUGGUGCUGUUCUUAGUCAAGGAGAAGAAAGAGUCGUCUCGCCCUCGGUCAGAGCUCAUGUCGUUCUGGCAGGGUAUUGGGCUGGUGAUGGGUCAUGGACCUUACGUCAGGCUGGUGAUGGGCUUCCUCUUCACCUCACUGGCCUUCAUGCUCCUGGAAGGGAACUUUGCUCUGUUCUGCUGCUACACUCUGGGCUUUAGGAACGACUUCCAGAACAUUCUACUGGUCAUCAUGCUCGCUGCGAUGCUCACCAUACCUUUCUGGCAGUGGUUCCUCACCAAGUUUGGCAAGAAGAACGCCGUGUACAUCGGCACCUCGUCUGUGAUCCCCUUCAUGAUCCUGGUGGUGUGUGUGAAGAGUAAUCUCAUCAUCACCUACAUGGUGUCGUUCGCUGCCGGUGUCGGAGUCGCUGCUGCCUUCCUGUUGCCGUGGUCCAUGCUGCCAGACGUGGUAGAUGACUUCCAGGUCCAGAACCCAGACUCUCGGGGUCACGAAGCCAUCUUUUAUUCCUUCUAUGUCUUCUUCACCAAAUUUGCCUCUGGAAUCUCCCUGGGGAUCUCCACUCUCAGCUUGGAUUUUGCAGGGUAUAUGACUCGAGGUUGCACCCAGCCUGAGAACGUGGAUAUAACCCUGAAGGUUCUGGUCUCCGCGGCGCCCAUAGGACUCAUUCUGAUUGGCCUGGUCUUAUUCCGCUCUUAUCCAAUCGACGAAGAGAGGAGGCAGUGCAACAGGAAGCUUCUUCAGGAGCAACGGGAAAAUGAAGUAGACUCAGAAACGGACUCCACAGAACUGACCAACAUGGUGUAGAUUCUAGAACACUCAUGGACCACUGGGGUGACACGGUUGCUUGCACCAGGGUGGGGCUGACGAGGGCUGGACCUAUCACGACUGAGAUACCGCUACCAUCCAAUCACACUGCUGCUCACGUGUCUCAGAGCACAUGUCGUCAUGACGAUGUGCCAUGGCAAGGAAUCCUAAAACGGAGUGACCUUCCUGGUUCAAUUCCCAGCCCACUUAAGCUGUGACAAACUCAGAAAUGGUUUUGGGUGCAGUCUCAAAAGGCAACCGAUUUUCAAAGUGCACUCAAUGGAGACUCAAUAGACUACUGUAAAACACAGCCUUUAGUUGUUGUCCAUGAAUGUUGCA